GCACAGCGCUGAAGCGGAUCCACACAGAUCUGUAGCAGUGUGUCACAGUGUCACAGUUUAACCGGGGAAAGGGAUACUCUCGCGUUUCUAGGCGCAUUACAGCCACCGGCAACGCUAUGCUCCAUUUUUAACUGAAAGACGGAAUAACUGCAAAAAUGACGGUGGAUUUUGAGGAAUGCAUUAAAGAUUCACCCCGAUUCAGGGCGAAUAUCGAUGAAGUCGAGACUGAUGUUGUGGAAAUAGAAGCCAAGUUGGAUAAGCUGGUGAAGCUAUGCAGCGGUGUGAUCGAAGCAGGUCGUGCGUACAUCAGUGCCAAUAAACUCUUCAUCAACGGCAUUCGAGACUUGUCUCACCACUGCAAAAAGGAGGAGAUGAUCUCGGAAUGUCUUGAAAAAUGUGGCGAGAGCCUUCAGGAAAUCGUCAACUAUCACAUGAUCCUGUUUGACCAGGCCCAGAGAUCCGUAAAGCAACAGUUGCACAAUUUUGUGAAGGAGGAUGUUCGAAAGUUUAAAGAGACGAAGAAGCAGUUCGAUAAGGUGCGGGAGGAUAUGGAGAUCGCCCAGGUGAAGAACGCACAGGCACCUCGUAACAAACCGCAUGAGGUAGAGGAGGCCAGCAGCACCCUCAUCACGACCCGGAAGUGCUUCCGGCAUCUCGCCCUGGACUAUGUGUUGCAGAUCAAUGUUCUUCAGGCCAAAAAGAAAUUUGAAAUUUUGGAUUCGAUGCUGUCGUUCAUGCAGGCUCAGUACAGUCUCUUCCAGCAGGGCUUCAACAUCUUAGAUGAGGUCGACCCCUACAUGAAGAAGCUGGCUGCUGAGGUGAGAUACACACACAUCUGCUUCUCCAGGAUCAGCAGCUCAUUAACUCCCGCUCAUUAG
Molecule: messenger RNA, 878 nt
Organism: Sinocyclocheilus grahami
Lineage: Eukaryota; Metazoa; Chordata; Actinopteri; Cypriniformes; Cyprinidae
Product: arf-GAP with coiled-coil, ANK repeat and PH domain-containing protein 3-like
Exons: 8
Coding region: 156-878 (240 amino acids)
Cellular component (GO): cytoplasm
Molecular function (GO): GTPase activator activity; protein binding
Source: RefSeq, a predicted model, not a curated record